UCAGUGAUACUCCCUGGAGAACUCAGAGCAAAGGGCAGCUGACAAACACAAAGUUAACAGCGCCAGUAUCCCAGACAGAGACAAGUGAGCCAAGUUUCAGUGCCAAAGGGGGUUGGGUCACAAGGAUGUGUGGAUGUGAAUGUGCAGGGGGCUGUUAUUACCUCCCUAUCAUGGUGUCGGGUAGCAACUUCUGCAGACAGAGGACUAAAACACAGAUGGAGAGAACCCAACUGAGGACACACUUUUUCCAGUCUCCACUCUUCAGAUGAUUUCCAUUCUUCUUUUUCGCGUACCACAUCAAUAACAUAUCUGCCAUACUUUCUUUUCCUUGACAGAUAUAUAUAUUUUUUUUUUAUCUUUUUACCUUUUUCUUUGCAUGGAUACCUACUCAGUCCUCUAUAGUUCGUCCCACAAUGCUGGACUCCUCUCUGGGUUCCAACGCUUGCGGGAUCACAGGAAGAUGUGUGAUGUUGUCCUGGAAUCAGGCGGUGUUUCCUUCCCAUGCCAUCGCACUCUAUUGGCAAGCUCCAGUGACUACUUCUGGGCCCUUUUUGGAGAGACAACUGCAGAGAGAUCAGCAGACUUCAUCAGCCUCCCAGCACUCACACCUGAGGGUUUAGAAGCCAUUUUGGAUUUCUUGUACUCAGGGUGGUUGAGCAUUUCCUCCUCCACACUUCCAGUUGUGGUUGAAGCUUCUCGCUACCUCCAGGUAGAGGCGGCCUUGUCAAUAUGUGAGCGAUUUAUGGCAGAUGGACUAACCAAUGAUAACUGCUGCUUCUAUGCUAAUCUGGCUGACCAACACUUCCUCUUGAAAGCACUUGAGGCUGCAAAUCAAACUAUUGCCAAGAAGAUGGUAGUGCUGCUACAGAGAAACAGAGCUGAACUCCUUGGGCUGAACUUUUCAUCACUGAUGGCCGUGCUAGAUGCAGAUGAUAUACCUGGGGUCAAAGAGGUGGACCUCAUUAAGCUUUGUCUUGAUUGGCUUGAUGAGAAUGGGCCUCUCCCACUCUUAAAGUCAAACCUUCUGUUGAGUCGUCUACACUUUGGACUGGUUUCACCUUCUGACCUUUCUAACCUAAGCCGCAGAAACAGAGCCAUGGCCACUCCUCUGAUUAGAGGUCAGCUGACGCGUGCACUUGAGUAUCACCAAAUGGGUUCAGCUAAGCCAAUAGGGCAGAGCAGGCAGUCCACCAUGAGAGGGUCAACAAGUCAUGUGCUUCUUGUUGGUGGUGGGACUAGCACUGAUUUGCCAGAACAGCAGGUGUUGGCAUUUGACUCCAGCAGCAAGAGGUUUACAGUGCCGGGUUUAGUUCUGCCAUUGAGACUCAGAAGUCCAUGUGUUUGUUCGGUGGGAGGUUUUCUCUUUGUAAUGGGGGGUGACAAUAUAAAAACUUGUGAUGACGACGAGAAGAAGUCAGUCGCUAUGUCAACAUCAUGCCAAGUGUGGAGGUAUGAUCCACGCUUUAGCCACUGGGAGCAGAUGGAGUCCAUGCUGGAGAGACGGAUGCAGUUUACCUGCUGCAUAGUGGAGGACGUUAUUUAUGCAAUUGGAGGACGACACUUACAGCCGGACUCUGGCAUGUAUACUUCUGUAGCAUCAGUUGAAUACUAUGACAUGGCUUCUGGAGCUUGGAGGAGAGCUGCAGCAUUGCCUUACCCUCUUCACGGCCAUGCCUCUACUGUGCUUGACAAAAGCAUUUAUGUAUCAGGGGGUCUUCCUUCCCCCCAGAGUCAAAUCCACAGCAAUAACCAGGAAGUUAAUAGAGAAAUAAGUAGAGAAUGCCUGUGCUGGGAUCUAAUUGGCAGAGUCUGGGAAAAGAGGGCAUCCAUGUCAGUUCAGAGGUUUGGUCAUAGAUUGGCAACCGCUCAUGGUCACAUUUACGCCCUGCUUGGGAUGUACGAGCCUUUUUGUGAUAUUGAACGAUACGAUCCACAGUCAAACUACUGGACCCGCCUCAAACCACUCGCAAAUGGCCUUUUCUGCUAUGGACUCCAAACCUUGGAAUGUGGUAAUCUGCUGCUAUUCGGUGGAAGAAGAUGGAGUGAUGGACAACAGGUGUCUGUAAGAAGUGUGCUGGAGUACGAUACAAAGAAAGAUCGCUGGAGAGAAAUUGCACAGCUCCCAAGACCUCUGACUGGCACUGAGUGCACCCUCCUUCGUCUGCCAGACAAUCCAAUCCUGUGCUGCUGAGCGCUUCAAGGCCAGCAAUAGAUAAAGGUCUCCAAAGAUGUCUUUCAAAUCAGUGUUUUAAUUCACACUAUUCAAAGCAGAAAAAGGUUUUUAAAAUGUUAUUUAUUUUUUUAAUGAGCAAAUACUUUCUCUUCCUAUAUUGCGUUUAGCUUUCUUCUAUUAAAUAAAGUCGGUGGUAUUGCAUUGGAAGUCCAUGCCAAACUAAACUAUCACAUAAUUCUGUGAAUAAUAUAACAAUCACUGCAUAUGAUUAAAUAUUUAGCUGAGCUAAAUAUAAAAAGUAGCUCCAAUGCUUAUAUCUUACAAUGAAACACCUAUUCUUUUAAAACCAAACAAAUUCACUUUUGUGGAAAUGAAAGAAUUACAAAGUUUUGUUGAUGCAAUGAUUUGUAGAGCCUUCAAAUGUAUAUUUGAUAUUAAAGAUUUCUGAUGUUCUUGUUUUUUUUUUUUCACCUCACAUUUAAAUCGAUUCUGCAGGCAUUUACUGCAAAAAAAAAAAAAAACCCAGUGAAUUAAUACAACGUUUUGAGCUUUUGGAUAUAUUUCAGAACAGAAAAAACCAAUACAUUGUUCUUUUAGGAAAAGGCAAUUGUACCAUUGUUAAGUAUAAAUAUGUUUUGUUUAGUUUUAUGCAUCAAAUUCUGGCUUGAUUUGUAUCAGAUGAUCAUUUUGUUUUUUUCUCCAGCUAUCCAGAAUUGGACUUAUGGUAUGCGUUAGAUCAAAGUUUUGCUGCAUCACCCAAGAAAGCUUAUUAUACUUCAGGUUUUCAGGCAGGUUCUGUUUAAUGGCUUCUUGAAUAUAUGGUUUAGGAAAAAUAUUGUGUUGGUUUAAACAUGGUUUAUUUAAGUGAAUUAUAAUGUCCUCAAAGAAAGCUAAAGAGGUUUUAGAUUUUUUUUAAAAGGCAAUCAAAUAAUUAUUUACCACUAAUAGUGAAAUAUGAAAAAUAAUGUCACAUUAUUUAUUUUAUACGUGACAAAAGGCAUUGAAAGAUAUAAUUUUCUGAUUUGCAGAAAUUGAUAUUUAACCUAGUCGAAAUCAUAAAAAAUGAUUUUAAAAAAUAGUAUUUUGACUUAUUCUUUAAAAAGAUGCCAGUACCACCCCAAGUCGGUCUAUGGAUUUCAGCAUACCAUGUUUGGAAUUUUUGCGGUUGUAAAACUGUGGAUUUUAUUACUAACGUUUAAAGGUUUGAAACACAAUAUCCACUAAAUGUUGGUUUUAUUGUAUCUGAGUUAUAUGGCAUUAAUCAGUGAAAUGAUGACAGUCAUUCUAAUCAACAGGUUAGAAUAUUUUCUCUCCAUCAAAAUAUUUUCCACAGACUCUCUCUUGUUCAGGAAGGAAAUACAAGUAAUCACAUUAUUAAUUAAAACAAGCUUCUAAUCCAAAUGACUAAAACUUUAUUGAUUCAGUCUCAUCUUCCAACGAAACACAAAGAAUGAACACAUAAAUAAAUACUGUCUUUAAACUAUAAUUUAUAGAUUGAACACUAAACAUUCUUUACACAAUGAUAGUUUACAAAAGGAAACCCUGAUACAAUUAAAGAUACUCUUCAAGACAAUUCACACUCUAUAAAUAGAGAUCUACUUUAUCUAUAGAUUUUAAACACAAAACAUGAAAUGAAUAUUGUUUUGAUCUACAGCAAAAACAUGCUACUACAACCAACCACGGGCAGCAGCAUAAAAGGAGCAUACAGACAGUGUUCGUCAGUGCAAGUAAUUAUUGUAUAUUUAGGAUUGCUUUCAAAGUUUGUGUUAAUGUUUGAGAUACAUUAUUACAUCUUCUGGCAGCAGCAUAGAAAUAGAAUAAUAUCUUAAAUAGAUCAAGGUAUAAUUUCCUAUGCAAAUAUUCUUCAUAUGCUCAAUGUGACACGCCUGUAAUAAAGCUAAAUCAUCUGUGAGGAAAAAUCCACCCCUGGAGAAUUUUAUACUUUUUAAUAAGUAAUCAUAGGGAAUUAUUUAAUUAUAAU
Messenger RNA from Cyprinodon tularosa, 4154 nucleotides. RefSeq names its product kelch-like protein 34. The transcript has a single exon. Lineage: Eukaryota; Metazoa; Chordata; Actinopteri; Cyprinodontiformes; Cyprinodontidae. The coding region runs from base 377 to 2191 and encodes 604 amino acids. The record is from RefSeq and is a predicted model, not a curated record. Gene Ontology annotation, molecular function: protein binding.